Molecule: messenger RNA, 4253 nt
Organism: Dermochelys coriacea (leatherback sea turtle)
Lineage: Eukaryota; Metazoa; Chordata; Testudines; Dermochelyidae
Gene: ODAD4
Product: outer dynein arm docking complex subunit 4
Exons: 13
Coding region: 1894-3324 (476 amino acids)
Cellular component (GO): cytoplasm
Molecular function (GO): protein binding
Source: RefSeq, a predicted model, not a curated record
GCCUCUCACCGGGCUUCUCCCGCGCGGCCCAUCGUGAGGGUUUGUAGGAGGAGCCGGGCCCCGCGAAUGGCAGCAACAGCUGGGGCCCGAACCCCACCCCGGGCCUCCCGCUGAACCCGCUGCCUUUUCAUCGCAAGAGCGUGGCUCGUAUUUUGUACCUACAGAUACAGGCCAACCCGGCUGCUCCUCCGAAACCUGUUUUUUGUCUGUGUAUCGUUUACCCCUGGAGAGCCUACCUGAGGCGCAGAGAAGCUAAGCAGCGAGCCCCACCAUGCAUCAGAGUCAGGAAGAGAACCCAGCAUGUUCACAGAUGUCUCAUUCUGAGAUCACAAGCUCCCAAUAGCAGCCACCAGACCUCCCCUGCUUGCCAGAAUAAUCACUGACCUGUAUUUUCUGCUGAUAUUUCUAAUCUGUGACUAAAGCAAAUAUUUAUGUCCUUAUGUUCUUACAUUAUUUCCAGCUCUCUAGUACUUUGCUCUUCUAUAGCACCACUUAUCAGAGGCUACCUAGGGACCAGAUCCUGCGCUGAGAUUGACACGGACACAGGGGUCUGCCUUCAUGAUCUUGCAGGAUUGGGAUGUUAGUGUUACAAACACUCAUCCUCCUAACUCUCUUGGGGUCAAAGAGACUUAAAUCCUCACUUAUGGAUGGAGGAACUGAGGCUCAGAGCGGUGAAGUGACUUGCCCAAGUUUGCACAGCAAGUCAGUGCUAAAGCCGUGAACAUGCCAGUCCCCUUCUCUAAACAUUAGAGGAUGUUCCCUCCUUGAGAUUACUACUAUACCCACAGUUGACAUGCUGCCAAUAGAAAUUAGUUACCACUGACUGUCCCAAAUUCUCUCUUUCCUCUCAGGAGCCCAGGAUUUGCAACCCUGAAUCCAAACCUUGGUCUAUCUAGUCUGGUAUUCACACCCUACUGUCCCUCCACCAAUGGACAAGGUGGGUCUCUCAUGCCACAAAGCUUGUGAAACACUGUACAUGAGCUCAGUUUACCCACCGGAGUGUGAGAUGGGAUUAGCACAUGCAACUGCAAAUAUUGACCAGGAAAUUUUCUAGCCCUUUUCAAAACCCAGUCCUAGGUUUUGACUUUUACUAAGUGAAAAGGUUAAAUGUUACAGACUCUUGACUAAUUUGUUGGGGUCAGAACUCCACCCAGGCUGGAUUUACUGGUUCCAAGUAUCGUUUUCUGGAUAUGGCAGACAUCUACCACACCCACUGUGAAUCAGCUGGCUGGGAGAAAUGUGCUAGACAUUAAACUUAGCAGGGCUUUAUCCAGGGCCAAAAUAAAGUCAAAACUAACAUGUUCUGAUAGUACAAGGGAGAUGCAGAUUUUCUCAGCCACCAUUUCCCUUUGUCUGGAGGUAUGAGAGAGUGUCAAGAUGCCAUCUCUGCACCAGAAGAUUGUCAACCUAGAUUGACUAACCCCGCCUAGACAUCAGAUUCAGGGCCUGCCUCCUCAGUACUUUUGCCCUAUUCAGGGAUGACCAGGCAGAAGAACCAGUUCUGUGUGUCAGCAGUGACUGUGAAGUAUUUACAUAAUCACUUUCCCUAACUUGGCUGCAAGACGAGCCUGCUCCAGGCUUCCCUGCUGUUCUUCCAGGGCUAUGCUUCCAGCAAGGAGUUUGGAAACAUCCAGCCAUGUGAACAAAGUCAUACAGAAGAUGACUGAUUCCACAUUCUCUAUAGGUCGGACCUGUUGAGUCAGGAUAAACUGGUGAAAGUGACCAAAGGCUCUGCAGCUGAAAGCAGGGGAUAAGCACGGCCUGGUCGCCCGUUCAGUGUGUUACCUGAAACUCGGGGACACAGAAAAUUCCCUGAGAGAUGCAGAAGCCUCUCUUCAAAAUGACCAAACAUUCUCCAAGGGACUUUACCAAAAGGCUGAGACACUGUACACCAUGGGCGACUUUGAAUUUGCACUAGUGUAUUAUCACCGAGGCCACAAACUACGUCCAGAGCUACAGAAAUUCAGGCUAGGAAUUCAGAAAGCUCAGGAAGCGAUUGACAACUCUGUCGGAAGUCCUUCCUCAGUUAAAUUGGAGAACAAAGGGGACCUCUGCUUUUUAAGCAGGCAGGCAGAGAACAAAAAAGUGAAGCAGAAACUUCAGGGCAAAGCCCCCAAAAAGGAUCAAAAGCAGCAGAGUAAAGUGGAGCCCAGCAGGAAUGAAAAGACUGAACGGCAACUUCUUGGAGAGCUUUAUGUUGACAAGGCCUACCUGGAGAAACUACUCAAAGAUGAAGACUUGAUCAAAAGCAGCACAAAGCAUGGGAUGACAGUGGAGGACCUGAUCCUGGGUGGCAUUAACUACCUGGACACCCGCACCGAAUUCUGGCAGCAGCAGAAGCCCAUCUACGCCCGUGUGAGAGACCGCAAGCUCAUGCAGCAGAGAUGGCUCCCAGAGAGAAAGCGAAAGCCAUCGGAAGUUGCCAGAUACAUUCUGAAGAGCAUGGAAGAAAUUGAUAUGUUGUUGACCAGUAGCUGCCCUGAAGGAAGCUAUAAGAAAGCUGAGCAUGUGCUAAAAACAAUCAAAGGUUGGUCUGAUGAUGAAAUUCCCAACAAGAACGAAUUGAUUGGAAACCUCUACAGCUGCAUUGGGAACGCUCAGAUAGAGAUGGGACAAAUGGGGGCAGCACUGCAGAGUCACAAGAUGGAUCUGGAGAUCGCAAGGGAAAAUGAUCUGCCAGAUGCCGUCUCCAGAGCUCUUGACAACAUUGGCAGGGUUUAUGCCAGAAUUGGCAAAUUCCAGCAAGCUAUUGACACAUGGGAGGAGAAGAUCCCACUGGCAAAAACCAGCCUGGAGAAAACGUGGUUAUUCCAUGAAAUUGGCCGAUGUUACCUAGAGCUUGAUGAAGCAACAGAGGCCCAGGGUUAUGGAGAAAAAUCUCUCCAGUCAGCGGAGGAGGAGGGUGAUGUUGAGUGGCAACUCAACGCUAGUGUGCUGGUUGCACAAGCACAAGUGAAACUUCAAGACUUCCAAUCUGCAGUUAUGAACUUUGAAAAAGCUCUUGAGAAGGCAAAACUCAUUCAUAAUGAUGCAGCUCAGCAGGCCAUCAUCAUUGCCCUAGAUGAUGCGAACAAAGACUUCAUCGAAGAGUUGAAAGCAGAACAAAGGACAGAGAGAAUCGAAUCUUUAAGAGAUUAUGAUUACGACGAUGAAUACCAGGAAGGAGAGGAGGCAGAGGACCAAAAAGAAAGAGAAGAAAACAAACAAGAGGAGAUAGAAAAGGAAGAGAAUGAGAGAAAUGGAAGAGGAGGAGGAGAAGAAGAGGAGAGAGAGGGAGAGAAAGGGGAAGAUUAUGCAGAGCCUCAUCAGGAUUUGCCUGAAUAAAGAGGCAGCAUUUCCCCAGGAAACCACUCAUUAGGGUUAAAGUUCAUGAGGGGUUGCUGGGUUUGCAAACUAGUGCAUUUUAGUUAGUGUGAAAUGGCCCCUAUUUUCCCUGGACAUGGAGUCAGCUCCGUCAGAAUUGGGGCUGCUCUUGCUCUUUGCCGUCCCUUUUAAAUACUUUUUUUUCCAUGUUCCCAAGCCCUCCAUUCAAGGCUGUUUGGGCUGUUACUGUGGAGGAGUUCUGUUACCUCCCUCCCCCUCCCAGCCUUUCUGCCUAGAGUUCAGAGCCAGGUCUGUGCUUAGAAGCUUUGCUCAUAUAGCUCUGCUAUGCCCACAGCUUUCACUGGUAAAAAAACUCAGCAAUUUUGCCAAUGUAGCUUAUUCCAGCCCCUCUGAGCAAACUAAGCUAUAUCAGCAAAAGCUCCUGCUUGCUGGUAUAACUGGGUCUUGCUGGUACAGCCGUGUCAAUCAGGGAACCCAUUUCAUUACACCCCGGGCUGAGGGAGCUAUGCUGGCAAAAGUUGGUGGGGUAGAGCUGGCCCAGGACUCUGACACAGAGUCAGACAUUACUGAGGGCCCAAUACUGCACCUGCUAUGUAAGGGUAAAAGUCCCAUCCACUCCCAGGGGCAUGCUGCAUGCACUAGCACGGCAGCAUUGGGCUCUUGCAAGUAUGUUUGACCCACUGGGACAGUUGCACUCAUGGCAAACAUGACUGCAGGACAGAGCAUUUUACCUCAUGUGCAGCUGACUCACUGGUGCAGGUCCUCCAGGCCACAUCCAGCGCUGACUGAUGCCUGCAGGCUGUGAGCAAGUGCUGGGUGGAGUGUGGCCUAAGUCAGCUGUGGCUUUGAGUCAUGGUGAAACAUUCAUGCUGCCAAGGGAAUGUUAUUUUUAGUGUAUGUGACUUGUAAAUAAAUGAUGCCAACAGUGA